Molecule: messenger RNA, 975 nt
Organism: Penicillium paradoxum
Lineage: Eukaryota; Fungi; Ascomycota; Eurotiomycetes; Eurotiales; Aspergillaceae
Exons: 1
Coding region: 1-975 (324 amino acids)
Biological process (GO): transmembrane transport
Cellular component (GO): membrane
Molecular function (GO): transmembrane transporter activity
Source: RefSeq, a predicted model, not a curated record
AUGGCUUGGGCAUCUGAUCCACACCAUCUGCAGCGGACCCAGUCCCCUCCGUUGUGGGUUCGAGGUCCCACUGUAAGUUCCACCAUUCCUUCAGCUUCUUUAGCUCGAGAGGAUGAUGUACUGGAGAAAGAACAAUCUCUGCACUCGUCAUCCCAAAAUAAGCCACCUGCUGCGGUGGGUGCAUCAUUUAGUAUGGUCGAAUUACCCACAACUGCUUCCGCUGCCCCAGGCAGACGCUCGACAGUGGAGCAUGAUCAAUCAUUCCUAGCCAGAAGUACCAAAUGGCAACUUUUGAGCGCAUGCGUCAUGAACUUUGGCAACGGCAUGAACGACAGCGCGCCUGGAGCCUUGAUCCCAUAUCUCGAACGCGACUAUGACAUUGGGUAUGCGAUUGUAUCCAUGAUUGUCAUCUCAAAUGCACUAGGGUUCAUUUUCGCUGCACCAUUUACACACGCCAUUGAAUUAAAGAUCGGGCGCUGGAAAAGUUAUGCGCUCUCUAUGACCCUUUUGAUCGCUGGGUAUACAACAAUCAUUUGUUAUCCGCCAUUUCCAAUCGUCGCAAUUGCUUUCUUCUUCCUCGGGUUCGCUAUGGCUCUGACGCUCACACUGAAUAAUGUUUUCUGUGCAAACCUCCCGAUUUCGACUACAGCUCUCGGCACGUUUGGGGGGGCGUACGGGAUUGGAGGUGUCGUUUCACCCCUCAUAGCGACCGCAAUGAUAUCGUGGGGAGCUCGAUGGUGCGAUUUCUAUGCUAUCCCACUAGGAAUGGCUGUGGUGAAUCUUGUAUUCUCGGCAUGGGCCUUCUUCAAUUUCGAUGGAAAUUUGUAUGUGGACUCUAGAUUGAUACCAGAAGAGCCGAGUUCUUCCACGAAUAAUGAUGGGCCUCCAAGUCGUAUAGACCUCCUCACCAGCCCGCAAAGCCCAAAGCCCAACCCGCCCCAACCCGCCCCAACCCGCAAAUGGGCUGGGCUUUAG